AUGGCGCUUCUGCCUAUGCUGUCAACUAUCAUGCCGUUAUUAAAUGAUUCACAUGGUUUGUCUCAUUCCCGGACCAAGACCCGUGAGAAGCAUCGCAUCCAGAAGCCAACUGCUUUUGAAGCGAACUUCCUCGAUGAUGAGGUGGCUCUAGCCGAAAUGGCUUCCCUCGAGGAGGUCAAUCGCGUCAAGGUGGCUUCUCUCGCAUCACUUUCCAGCGAGGCCUUCCGUGCCGGUAUAUCUCCUCCCUUGGAUCCCGCUUUUAUUGCCGACGAGAAGUUUCUUUCUGGGGACUUGAAUGACUCAGAUGCUUCUAUCGUUGAGAUCUCUUCAGGCUCGGAUUCUGAUGCAUCGUCAACCGAAGACUCUGACGAUGAGGACUCUUCUGCCGAGCUUCCUGACAAGCCCGAGGCCCCUGUGCUGAUCAAAUCAGAGCCCUCCACACCCUCCAAGCCUCAGACCGUUCCGGCUCCCUCGCGCCUCACGUUUACGCCCUUCUCACAAACCCCAGAAGUGUAUUACUCUGACGAUGAGGACGACGAAGAUCAGCCUCCAUCGAAGAAGGAAAUCCUGUCGGAUGAAUCCACAUCUGAAGAUUUCGAGUACUUUCGUGGCGAACUCAAUCUCUUUGAAGAAGACAUUGCUAGUGUCCUUCGAGAUCUCGGAAGCAUCCGAAUUGCUGCGUUUGGCGUCGGAGAGGCCGACAAGCCAGACAAUGCUCUUUGCGCUCCUUACCGUGCCGGCAAGGUGACACUGCGACGUUAUGGUGAGCGGUGCACUAUCAUUAUCCUAGUAGUAGCUGGCGAGACACUCCGUUUCGGUCAGACAAGAGAGAUACUCAUAUGA
This is a messenger RNA of Fusarium pseudograminearum CS3096, 843 nucleotides long. RefSeq lists its product as uncharacterized. NCBI's taxonomy places the organism in Eukaryota, Fungi, Ascomycota, Sordariomycetes, Hypocreales, Nectriaceae. Bases 1 to 843 code for a protein of 280 amino acids. The transcript is spliced from 4 exons. The record is from RefSeq and is a predicted model, not a curated record.